UUGCGGGAGAUUUGGGUUCGCGCUUUUGCAAAGCGCGGGGAAGAUUUCGCGCCACACUCGUCAGUUUGUAAACAAACACGUUCCGAAGCAGACGAUUAUUUAGCAAGGGAUUUUCACUGCAAGAAAGAAAGAAUUUACAAAAAGGCAACCGCAAAGUAACGAAGAUCGCAUUAUUAACAAUGGCAGAUACAGUCCUCAUGGAAACAGGAAAAGAAAAUGUUGAUGCCACAACGAACACAUGUGUGGAUAUCAAAGAUGCCACCACCAGCCCUCAGGGGAGUAAACCCAAGAAGAUGCACGUUGAACCACCUCAUGAUGAGCUUCAAUACCUGCAGUUGAUUCGUCGAAUUAUUGAUGAGGGACAGACUAAGGAAGACCGUACUGGGACAGGAACGAGGUCCAUCUUUGGUGUCCAGAGUAGAUACAACCUCCGAGGUCAAUUCCCUCUCUUGACAACAAAGAGAGUUUUCUGGCGUGGCCUUGCGGAGGAAUUACUUUGGUUCAUCAGAGGAUGUACCAGCGUCAAAGCUCUCGUUGAUAAGAACGUCCACAUCUGGGAUGCCAACGGUUCCAGAGAUUUUCUUGAUAAGCGUGGUCUGAGCCACUAUGAAGAUGGCGACCUGGGCCCUGUGUACGGUUUCCAAUGGCGACAUUUUGGUGCCACAUAUAAAACCAUGCAUGACGAUUACACUGGACAAGGUGUAGACCAACUUGCCAAUGUGAUCCACAAGAUCAAGACUGAUCCUACAGAUAGACGCAUCAUCAUGAGUGCAUGGAAUCCUUGCGAUCUUGAUAAGAUGGCCCUUCCACCGUGUCACGCCUUUGUCCAGUUUUACGUCGUCAACAAAGAACUGUCUUGCCAACUCUACCAACGAUCUGGUGACAUGGGUCUAGGCGUUCCGUUCAACAUUGCAAGCUACUCCUUACUGACCUACAUGAUUGCGCACAUCACUGACCUAACGCCCGGUGACUUUGUACACACUAUCGGCGAUGCGCACGUCUACAAAAAUCACAUCGAUGCUCUUGAAGUACAGCUUCAGCGUGAGCCCCUUCCCUUCCCAACCCUUCACAUCAAGAGGAAGGUUGAGAACAUCGACGACUUCACUAUGGACGACUUUGAAAUCCGGGAAUACAAAUCACAUCCAAAGAUUGCCAUGGCAAUGGCUGUUUAAGAGGCUGACUAUGAAUAAUUUAUCAGAUGAAUUAUUCAUAAUGUAAAUACAAAAUCCUUUUUGGUGUAUAUGCAAAUUGCUUUCUGGAAGUAUUGGUCUUCAGGAAGUUAGUUUUGGAUUUGGUGCGAGGGAAAACUAAUUUCAACUACAUGUAAACGUCAUGUUUUGUAUUCAUUUCUGAUACCAUUUGUUUGAAAUUGCUGUUAAGUUUUAUACAAUGUACUUCAUUGAAAUAUGCACAAAUGACAUUUUAUAUGCAUGUCAAGGUUGUCAUUUUUUUGUAUUUUCUAAAUCAUUUGAUACAUUCAUUACUAUGCAAAUGUGGGCCUUUAUUGUGUUAAUAAUAUGAAAUCUUAAUCUAUGCAGACGUCAGACGUUGAAGCGUAUGUAGACAUUUUAUUUAGCCUUUCUACAUGUAUAUAGUUUUGUAUCAAAGGUGAUUCCUUGAAAGUGGAACAUGAAAGUUGCUUUGAAAAGUUCAUUUUUGUUUCGGUGGCCAAUCAGAUAUUUUAGCUUUAACAGUAGCAUGUGUUGACAAAACAAAAUCGAGUAUAAUAUGAGUUACCGCUUUGAGCUCAUGGUUUCAAUAUUCAAAGCAUUCAAAUCUCAAAGAACAUUGCAUGUUUGAAUAUUUGUUAAAAUAUUAU
Messenger RNA from Patiria miniata (bat star), 1819 nucleotides. RefSeq names its product thymidylate synthase-like (gene tyms). Gene Ontology annotation, biological process: dTMP biosynthetic process. The record is from RefSeq and is a predicted model, not a curated record. The transcript is spliced from 7 exons. Gene Ontology annotation, molecular function: thymidylate synthase activity. NCBI's taxonomy places the organism in Eukaryota, Metazoa, Echinodermata, Asteroidea, Valvatida, Asterinidae. Gene Ontology annotation, cellular component: mitochondrion; cytosol. The coding region runs from base 180 to 1172 and encodes 330 amino acids.